GUCUGGAACUCCAAAAGAAAAGCAGCUCAACGUAACAGCGCCCCGAGACCCUCCAAUGGCCGUGGCAAAUGAUCCUCUCUCGCUCAACAGGCUGCAACGCCGGUGGAGUUGAGGCCCCGUCGCGUGGGAGAUCCACCCUGCGCCUUUCCCUCACGCCUUCCUCACGUGCCUCAGCCUGGUAACAGUCACUGCAACGACGCCCAGCGCCCUUCCCUCACAGCGCUCACGCUCACACCUCCCUCACGUGCUAGCGCGCUCUGCGCGCGCCGCACGAACAGAACAGAGCAGCUCUCCGCUGUCCACCUGCCCUGCUUCCUGGUGCCUAGGGGCGGGGCGGCGGCUCUGGGUGACACCCCCUCUCAUGGUGUCACCUUGGUGCGGUCCACACUCCCCGCACCCAGCCCAAAGCAAUCAAGAUUGCUGUCUUUCCUAUACCAAGAAGCCUCUGCCUCGACGGGCUAUUAUAGGAUUCACAGAACAACUUUCCAGUGAAGUCUGUGACAUCAAUGCUGUCGUUUUUCACAUGAGGAAUGGCUUGAGAGCUUGUGCAAACCCUGAAGACCACUGGGUGCAGAAACACCUCCGCUGGUUGAGUGGAAAACUCAAGAAGCUGUCACAGUUACGUCAUUUUUGAAAUGAAGCUAGAAGCAAAGUCUGGUCAAAGAACCUAAACUAGGUUGAAAUUGUUGUGCUGUACACUGUUGUGUGCUUGUUGACCACUAAACCCCGGAUUCUCUGGAAGCUUAAAAACUGAUUCAUAUUGCAUCAAGUACUUGUUUGAAUGAAGCAUCCCAUCUAAGUUGCUUUGUUCACUUGUAUCGGUUCACAUUUUGCGAUUAAUCGAUAAAUAUUAAGUUGUAUUAUAUACAAUAUGUGCCUCUCUGGAUGAAGUGUGCUUCCCAUCAGUCAUAUGAUGUAAACAGUAAUAAGCACUGCCAUUUGCAAUAGGCUGCUGAUAUUAUGUGUGUUAGUCAUUUGUAAUAUUUUAUUGCAUGUUAUCUCUUGACUAGGACCUUUAACUUUCUUUUGGGGGGGAUUAUGUGCUUUUGGGUGAUUGUUCGCCAAACAUUACUAUUGUCCAUACAUUUAUUGAGAUAUGUAUCUAUGUUACAAUCUUUUAAGUAUAUUUGAGAAAAACUGGAAUAUGAACAAAUAAACUUGCAUUGUACAAUAA
Molecule: messenger RNA, 1174 nt
Organism: Rhineura floridana
Lineage: Eukaryota; Metazoa; Chordata; Lepidosauria; Squamata; Rhineuridae
Gene: CCL20
Product: C-C motif chemokine ligand 20
Exons: 4
Coding region: 362-634 (90 amino acids)
Biological process (GO): cellular response to interleukin-1; monocyte chemotaxis; neutrophil chemotaxis
Cellular component (GO): extracellular region
Molecular function (GO): chemokine activity; CCR chemokine receptor binding
Source: RefSeq, a predicted model, not a curated record